This is a messenger RNA of Salvelinus namaycush (lake trout), 3540 nucleotides long. RefSeq names its product toll-like receptor 7 (gene tlr7). The record is from RefSeq and is a predicted model, not a curated record. The transcript has 4 exons. Gene Ontology annotation, cellular component: plasma membrane. The coding region runs from base 1 to 3540 and encodes 1179 amino acids. Gene Ontology annotation, biological process: canonical NF-kappaB signal transduction; defense response to virus; positive regulation of interleukin-6 production. Gene Ontology annotation, molecular function: protein binding; pattern recognition receptor activity. NCBI's taxonomy places the organism in Eukaryota, Metazoa, Chordata, Actinopteri, Salmoniformes, Salmonidae.
AUGUCACUGGUGGAGGGCUUUAGCCAUGAGAGCCGGCAGAGCGAGCUGGUCGCCAAGGUGGACGAGCUGGUCGCCAAGGUGGACGAGCUGGUCGCUAAGGUGGACGAGCUGGUCGCUAAGGUGGACGAGCUGGUAGCCAAGGUAGACGAGCUGGUAGCCAAGGUGGACGAGCUGGUAGCCAAGGUGGACGAGUUGGUAGCCAAGGCAGACGAGCUGGUAGUCAAGGUGGACGAGCUGGUAGCCAAGGUGACGAGCUGCCAAGGUGACGAGCUGGUAGCCAAGGUGGACGAGUUGGUAGCCAAGGCAGACGAGCUGGUAGCCAAGGCAGACGAGCUGGUAGCCAAGGUGGACGAGCUGGUAGCCAAGAGGUCUGAAUGUGCAUCUUUCCACGUGUGUGGGGUGAUACUGCUGGGCCUGUGGUGCUCCUCUGUGCUGGCAGCUGGAAGCUGGUACCCCAAAACCCUACCCUGUGACGUCACCCUGGCCAGCAACGACACAAUGGUCAACGUAGAUUGCACUGAGAGAGGACUUCUGGAGGUCCCAAAGGACAUCCCCAGAAACACCACCAACCUGACCCUCACCAUCAACCACAUCCCUCUCAUUAACUCAACGUCCUUCCAGGGCCUGGAGAACCUCACCGAGAUCGACAUGCGCUGUAACUGCGUGCCCAUCAAGAUCGGCCCCAAGGACCGCAUGUGCACAGAGAGUGUGACUAUCAAGACAAACACCUUCAAAGACCUGAGGAAUCUGAAGGCUCUGUAUUUGGAUGGGAAUCAGCUUACCAGCAUUCCAAAGGGUCUCCCUCCGAACCUCAUUCUGCUCAGUCUAGAGGUGAAUAAAAUAUAUACCAUUCUGAAAAGGAACCUCUCUGACAUCACUAACGUACAGAUUCUUUACCUGGGUCAAAAUUGUUACUAUCGUAACCCAUGUAAUGUUUCCUAUCAAAUUGAGGAGGGAGCAUUUCUACAGCUUGAUAACAUGACUCUCCUAUCCCUCAAGUCAAAUAACCUAUCCUACAUUCCCCCAAGAUUACCGACAAGUCUCAGAGAGUUGUAUCUCUAUAACAACAAGAUUGAAAUGGUUACUGACAAAGAUUUUCAUAACCUAACCCAAUUGGAGAUACUUGACCUGAGCGGAAACUGCCCGCGCUGUUACAAUGCACCAUUUCCUUGUAUUCCGUGUCCUAACAAUUCACUUCAGAUAGACACAAGCACCUUUAAAACGUUGACCAAACUGAGGAUACUACGCAUGCAUAGUAACUCCCUUACGUAUGUGCUUAGAGAGUGGUUUCAGAACUGUAAAGAGCUGCGAGUACUUGAUCUCUCAACCAACUUUUUAGCUCGAGAGAUAGCAUUUACUUACUUCCCACAAGCUCUACCCAACCUGGAAGAAUUGGACCUGUCUUUUAACUACGAGCUGCAGAGGUAUCCAGCUACACUGCACCUUAGUUCCUCAUUUUCCUCCCUGAAAUCCUUGAAAGUACUCCGCAUCAGGGCCUUCGUCUUCCAGCAACUCACCCUGGAAGACAUCAGCCCACUGAUUCAUCUAAAGAACCUGGAGGUCAUUGACUUGGGCACCAACUUCAUCAAAAUAACCAACCUCAGCAUUCUAAUGGAACUGAAAAGCUUAAAAAUAAUCAAUUUAUCUGACAACAAAAUAUCGUCCCCCUCUGAAAGUGGUCAGUCUGUUGCCUUUUCAGGAGGAGAAGCCAUACAUGGCUCCCCAAUGUCAGAUGCUGGGCAUAGCCGCAAUGGAGAAGUGAGAGAGAUUCAUUAUUUUCGAUACGAUGAGUACGCUCGCAGCUGCAAAUACAAGGACAAGGAGGAUGGGACGCUGAAUUCAUUCGUCAAUACCCAGUGCAGCAAGUUUGGAAAAACCCUGGAUAUCAGCAGGAAUAAUAUAUUUUUCCUUCACUCCAGAUUCUUGAACCUUGCUGACCUUAGAUGCCUAAAUCUCUCUGGAAAUGCCAUGAGCCAAAGUCUAAAUGGUUCUGAGUUUACUUUCCUCACUCAGUUACAGUACCUUGACUUCUCAUUCAAUCGUCUAGACCUUCUCUAUUCCUCAGCGUUUCAGGAACUGAGUCGUUUAGUUAUCUUGGACAUAAGCAACAACAACCAUUACUUUGAAUCUGAGGGUUUGACCCACAUGCUUAAUUUCACCAAAAAUCUGACCAAACUGAAGAUAUUACUAAUGAACUAUAAUAAGAUUUCUACAUCCACCAACACAGAGCUGGAGAGUCUCUCUCUGGAGAAGUUAGAGUUCAAAGGUAACCGUUUAGAUAUGCUUUGGAGAGACGGUGAUACAAGAUACAUCGACUACUUCAAAAAACUGCUAAAUCUGAAGGUCCUAGACAUCUCUCACAACAACCUCAACUUCAUCCCUCAGCAAGUCUUCCAAGGCCUGCCAGACAAACUCACUAAUCUCUACAUCAACAACAACAAACUGAAGAUUUUUAGUUGGGAGAAGCUGAUUAUUCUUCAGUACUUAGAGGUCCUAGAUCUCAGUAGCAAUAGCAUAUCAACAGUUCCCCCAGAGCUCUCCAACUGCACCAGAUCUCUCAAGACUCUCCUCUUACGCAGAAAUCAAAUAUCCAAACUCUCUGCGUAUUUCCUCAAGGACGCCUUUAGUUUGAAGUAUCUGGAUCUCAGCUUCAAUCACAUUCAAAACAUUGAGCAGACCAGCAUGCCUGAUGAUGUUGUCGAUCAAAUGGACACGUUAGUCCUGAACAACAACAAGUUCAUGUGCAACUGUAACGCCCUCAUGUUUGUGAUGUGGCUGAACCGCACCAUGGUGAACAUCCCCAGACUGGCCACCGCUGUGACCUGUGCUGCUCCAGGAGCCCAGAGGGGUCAUCCGGUCAUCUCCCUGGACCUAGAACUGCAGGCCUGCCAGCAUAACUACCUAUCCAUCAUCCUCUACAUCCUCCUCACAUCCCUGGUGCUCAGCUUCGUCACCCUCUCCAUCUCCAGCCACCUCUUCCUCUGGGACGUGUGGUACCUCUACCACUUCCUCCUGGCCAAGUUCAAAGGCUACAGACGCCUGUCCUCGCCGAGCGCUUCCUACGACGCCUUCGUGGUGUACGACAAGAAGGACCCGGAGGUAUCUGAGUGGGUGCUGAAGGAGCUGCUUGUUCAGCUGGAGGACCAUGGGGACCACCCCUUACAGCUGUGUCUGGAGGAACGAGACUGGAUCCCUGGCUGCCCCCUGAUUGACAACCUCUCCCAGAGCAUUCACCAGAGCAAGAGGACCGUGUUCAUACUGACGAACAAGUACAUCAAGAGCGGGGACUUCAAGACCGCAUUCUACAUGGCCCAUCAGAGGCUUAUGGAUGAGAGAGAUGAUGUGAUUGUCUUGAUUUUCCUGGAAAAAGUCCCCAGUCACUCAAAGUACCUGAGACUCAGGAAGAGGUUGUAUAGGCGGUCAGUGAUGGAGUGGCCAACAAAUCCUCAAGCGCAGCAAUACUUUUGGUUUAGUCUAAGGAGUGUACUGGUAACAGACAGUCAAAAACAAUACAGUAAUCUCUUCAAGGAGACUCUUUGA